AAGUUGCCAAACGGAAUCUUUCCACAUACAGAUAACUACACAUAUUCAAGGAGUUUAUAUUCAAAGUACAUAAUGGCUUCAAUAAAGCUAGUACCGUUUGAGGAAGAAUUGAAGAAGAAUUCCGAGUUAAAAGAAUCAGAUGUACAAAUGUUGAGAGAAUGGUGCGAAAAGCAGCCUCAUCUGCCUAAAAUAUCAGACAGCGAAAUAGCAUUAUUCUUGCAUAGUAAUUAUUAUCGACUCGAACCGACGAAAACUACUAUCGACACCUAUUUUACAGUUAGGACCCACGUACCUGAAUUUUUCUGCAAUCGAGAUCCUAUUAAUAACAAGGAGUUCAAAAAAGCAACUGAAACGGUAACAAAUAUAAUUUUGGAUGGAACUACUAGAGAAGGUUAUAAAAUCAUUUAUGGAACACUCUUAGAUGACGAACCAUCACAUUUCGUAUACAACGAUACUAUAAAAUUUCUGAAUAUGGUGAUUGAUUUAUGGCUCUGUACGGAAGGCACUUGCGAUGGUCAUAUAUUAUUAGUCGACAUGAAACCCGUUUCUCUUGGUCAUGUCGGUCGUUUAAGCCCCAUGGCCAUGAAGAAAUUCCUUUAUUAUCUACAAGACGGAUUACCUGUUAGAUUAAGAAGCUUUCAUUUCAUGAAUGCUUCUCCGGUAAUAGAUCUUAUUUUGAAUAUGAUGAAACCUUUCAUGAAAAAGCAGCUCUUAGAUAUGUUUCAUAUGCAUACUACGAAUGAUACUUUGGAGAAGUUUGUACCUCUUGAAGUUCUUCCAAAUGAAUCAGGCGGUCAAGCCGGUCCUGUACAGGAGCUACAUGAUAAACAAAUAAAAAAAUUGAUAGAUCACGUUGCCUGGUUUGAAGACGAUGAAGCUAAUCACCGCGUCAAUGAAUCGCUACGACCGGGCAAAGCAAAGACAGCAACGGAUUUAUUUGGCGUUGAAGGAAGCUUUAAGAAGCUGGAAAUUGAUUGA
Cyphomyrmex costatus is the source of this 978-nucleotide messenger RNA. Its product is annotated as alpha-tocopherol transfer protein-like. NCBI's taxonomy places the organism in Eukaryota, Metazoa, Arthropoda, Insecta, Hymenoptera, Formicidae. The coding region runs from base 73 to 978 and encodes 301 amino acids. Gene Ontology annotation, molecular function: phosphatidylinositol bisphosphate binding. The transcript has 4 exons. Gene Ontology annotation, cellular component: membrane. The record is from RefSeq and is a predicted model, not a curated record.